GCGCGCGCGCCUGCUCGCCUGCAGCCGGGGAGUCGCGCGGGGCGGGGCCGCGUGCGCGGGGUCGGGGGCGCGCGACCGAAGCGGAUAAGGGACGCGGCGGCGGUUGGCUGUGUCUGUUGAGAGAGUACAGGACAGCCCGGACUGCGAGAGGCGGCGGCGGAGGCAGUAGUUGCACCGGCAGAGGCGGCCGCUGGCAGCGGUUGAGGCGGCGGUCCAACGCGUGCUCUCUGGGCGGGGUGCGGCGGGGGAUGUGCCUGCUCAGGCCGGGCGGAGUCUCUCUGACAGGGCGGGGGAUGCGCCGCGGCCGCUCGCCCGGACCCUGAGGCUGCUGGGCCCACCCUCCCGGAACCGUCCGACCCUCGGUGGCCUCGGCCUCUUCUGCCAUCUCCGGUCCUACCCUGGGGCGGAGGGUGGAAGGCAGCUUCCGUCGAAGAGGAGGGGGCUGCGGUGGCCACCGCGGCGGAGCCCGAGGCAGAAGGAGUCUCUCCCUGUGGCUACCACCUCCCCAGGCCUGUGUUAUUUUACCAAGAAAAUGGUUUGCACGACUUUGAACAUAUACUAUCCAUGCUGAUGGGACAGGAUCCAAUAUGAAUAUAAAUGAUGGAGGAAGACGACGCUUUGAAGAUAAUGAACAUACAUUACGGAUAUAUCCUGGGGCUAUUUCAGAAGGGACAAUCUACUGUCCGAUUCCUGCCAGAAAAAACUCCACAGCUGCUGAGGUGAUUGAGUCUCUUAUAAACAAACUUCAUCUUGACAAAACAAAAUGUUAUGUUCUAGCAGAGGUAAAGGAAUUUGGUGGAGAAGAAUGGAUUCUCAAUCCAACAGAUUGUCCAGUUCAGCGAAUGAUGCUGUGGCCCCGAAUGGCUCUGGAAAAUCGCUUAAGUGGAGAGGACUACCGCUUCCUUCUGAGAGAGAAAAACCUUGAUGGAUCAAUCCAUUAUGGUAGCCUGCAGUCAUGGCUACGGGUAACAGAAGAACGUCGCAGGAUGAUGGAACGGGGUUUUCUUCCACAGCCUCAACAGAAAGACUUUGAUGAUUUAUGUAGUUUACCUGAUUUGAAUGAGAAAACUCUCUUAGAAAACCUACGAAAUCGCUUUAAGCAUGAAAAAAUUUAUACCUAUGUUGGCAGUAUUCUAAUAGUUAUUAACCCAUUCAAGUUUCUUCCUAUUUAUAACCCCAAAUAUGUCAAAAUGUAUGAUAACCACCAACUGGGAAAACUUGAGCCCCACAUUUAUGCUGUGGCUGAUGUAGCUUAUCAUGCCAUGCUUCAGCGCAAAAAGAAUCAGUGCAUCGUGAUUUCAGGAGAGAGUGGUUCUGGGAAGACUCAAAGCACAAACUUUCUUAUUCACCACCUUACUGCUCUCAGUCAGAAAGGAUUUGCCAGUGGAGUAGAACAGAUUAUUCUUGGAGCUGGACCAGUACUUGAGGCCUUUGGAAAUGCAAAGACAGCUCAUAAUAACAAUUCAAGUCGUUUUGGGAAGUUUAUUCAAGUAAAUUACCAGGAAACAGGCACUGUACUUGGUGCCUAUGUUGAAAAAUAUCUACUGGAGAAGUCCAGACUCGUUUAUCAGGAGCAUAAUGAACGGAACUAUCAUGUAUUCUAUUACCUCCUGGCAGGAGCAAGUGAAGAUGAGAGAUCAGCAUUCCAUCUUAAGCAACCAGAGGAAUAUCAUUAUCUCAAUCAGAUAACAAAGAAACCCCUCAGACAGAGCUGGGAUGAUUAUUGCUAUGACUCUGAGCCGGAUUGCUUCACGGUGGAAGGAGAAGAUUUGAGACAUGACUUUGAGCGCCUACAACUUGCCAUGGAAAUGGUAGGAUUUCUUCCCAAGACACGAAGACAGAUUUUCUCUCUUCUCUCAGCCAUACUACAUUUGGGUAAUAUCUGUUACAAAAAGAAGACAUACCGGGAUGACUCCAUUGAUAUCUGUAAUCCUGAAGUUCUGCCUAUUGUCUCAGAAUUAUUAGAGGUUAAAGAAGAGAUGCUAUUUGAAGCAUUAGUUACAAGGAAGACGGUGACAGUGGGAGAAAAGCUUAUUUUGCCAUACAAGUUGGCAGAGGCUGUGACAGUGAGGAACUCCAUGGCUAAGUCUCUGUAUAGUGCCCUGUUUGACUGGAUAGUUUUUCGAAUUAAUCAUGCACUUCUGAAUAGUAAAGAUUUAGAGCAUAAUACCAAGACAUUGUCUAUUGGUGUUCUUGAUAUUUUUGGGUUUGAAGAUUAUGAAAAUAACAGCUUUGAACAGUUCUGUAUUAAUUUUGCUAAUGAACGUUUACAGCACUACUUUAAUCAGCAUAUCUUUAAAUUGGAACAAGAGGAAUAUAGAACUGAAGGUAUCAGCUGGCACAACAUAGAUUACAUUGAUAAUACCUGCUGCAUAAAUCUUAUUAGCAAAAAACCAACAGGACUGCUUCAUCUUUUGGAUGAAGAAAGCAACUUUCCACAGGCUACAAAUCAAACAUUGCUAGACAAGUUUAAGCAUCAACAUGAAGAUAAUUCUUACAUCGAAUUUCCAGCCGUGAUGGAGCCUGCUUUCAUUAUAAAACAUUAUGCUGGAAAAGUAAAAUAUGGGGUAAAGGAUUUCCGGGAAAAAAAUACAGAUCAUAUGCGCCCAGACAUUGUAGCUCUUCUGAGAAGCAGCAAGAAUGCAUUUAUCUCUGGGAUGAUUGGAAUUGAUCCUGUAGCUGUUUUCCGAUGGGCAAUUCUCCGAGCUUUUUUCAGAGCCAUGGUUGCUUUCAGGGAAGCUGGGAAAAGAAACAUUCACAGAAAAACUGGACAUGAUGAUACAGCGCCAUGUGCAAUUUUGAAAAGUAUGGAUAGUUUUAGCUUUCUCCAACACCCAGUCCACCAGAGGAGCUUAGAGAUUCUGCAGAGAUGCAAGGAAGAGAAGUACAGUAUAACCCGGAAAAAUCCCAGAACACCUCUUUCUGAUCUCCAGGGCAUGAAUGCUCUAAAUGAAAAAAACCAACAUGAUACAUUUGAUAUUGCCUGGAAUGGCAGAACUGGGAUUCGCCAGAGCAGACUAUCAAGUGGCACCUCCUUGCUUGAUAAAGAUGGAAUAUUUGCUAAUUCAACUAGCAGCAAACUCCUGGAGAGAGCCCAUGGAAUUCUCACGAGAAACAAAAAUUUCAAAUCCAAGCCUGCCCUUCCAAAGCACUUGCUAGAAGUAAAUUCUUUAAAGCACCUGACAAGACUGACACUACAAGAUCGCAUUACCAAGUCUCUUCUUCAUUUACACAAGAAGAAAAAACCUCCCAGCAUCAGUGCCCAGUUUCAGGCAUCAUUAAGCAAGCUAAUGGAAACACUUGGUCAAGCAGAACCAUAUUUUGUAAAAUGCAUUCGCUCUAAUGCUGAAAAGCUGCCCUUAAGGUUCAGUGAUGUCUUGGUACUUAGACAGCUUCGAUACACCGGGAUGCUGGAAACAGUUCGAAUUCGCCAAUCAGGAUACAGCUCCAAAUAUUCUUUCCAGGAUUUUGUGAGCCACUUCCAUGUACUUCUUCCCCGAAAUAUUAUUCCAUCCAAAUUUAACAUUCAGGAUUUCUUCAGGAAAAUAAAUCUUAAUCCAGAUAAUUAUCAAGUUGGAAAAACCAUGGUCUUUCUAAAGGAGCAGGAACGACAGCACUUACAAGAUCUGCUUCACCAAGAGGUGCUCCGCAGAAUCAUAUUGUUGCAGCGAUGGUUCAGGGUCUUGCUGUGUAGGCAGCAUUUCCUCCAUCUGAGACAAGCAUCUGUUAUUAUCCAGAGAUUCUGGAGGAAUUACCUAAAUCAGAAGCAAGUCAGAGAUGCAGCUGUGCAGAAGGAUGCUUUUGUUAUGGCUAGUGCAGCUGCUCUUCUCCAAGCUUCCUGGCGUGCUCACUUAGAGAGGCAGCGGUACUUGGAGUUACGGGCUGCAGCCAUCGUUAUCCAGCAGAAAUGGAGAGAUUACUAUAGGCGCAGGCACAUGGCUGCUAUUUGCAUACAAGCAAGAUGGAAAGCCUACAGGGAAAGUAAAAGGUACCAAGAACAAAGGAAAAAAAUUAUCCUUUUGCAAUCAACAUGUAGAGGAUUCAGAGCAAGACAAAGAUUUAAAGCUUUAAAAGAACAAAGGCUAAGAGAAACAAAGCCAGAAGUUGGAUUGGUGAAUAUUAAGGGAUAUGGAUCUCUGGAAAUUCAGGGUUCAGACCCUUCAGGAUGGGAGGAUUGUUCUUUUGACAACAGAAUAAAAGCCAUAGAGGAAUGUAAAUCUGUAAUAGAGAGUAAUCGAAUUAGCCGUGAAAGUUCAGUGGACUGCUUGAAGGAGUCACCAAACAAGCAGCAGGAGAGAGCCCAAAGCCAGAGUGGUGUGGACUUGCAGGAAGAUGUGCUUGUAAGAGAGAGACCCAGAUCCUUGGAGGAUCUCCAUCAGAAAAAAGUAGGCCGGGCUAAGAGAGAAAGUAGGAGAAUGAGAGAACUAGAGCAAGCUAUAUUUAGCUUAGAAUUGCUGAAAGUUCGUUCUCUUGGUGGUAUUUCUCCUUCAGAGGAUCGCAGAUGGUCUACAGAAUUGGUGCCUGAAGGCCUUCAGUCUCCACGGGGUACACCUGAUAGUGAGAGCUCUCAAGGAAGCUUGGAACUUCUGAGCUAUGAGGAAAGCCAAAAGAGCAAACUAGAGUCUGUCAUUUCAGAUGAAGGAGACUUGCAGUUUCCAUCACCUAAGAUAUCCAGCAGUCCAAAAUUUGAUUCACGGGACAAUGCCCUCAGUGCCUCAAAUGAGACUAGCAGUGCAGAGCAUUUGAAGGAUGGAACUAUGAAGGAAAUGGUGGUCUGCAGUUCUGAGUCUAUUACCUGUAAACCACAGCUGAAAGACUCCUUCAUUUCAAAUAGUCUACCUACUUUUUUUUAUAUCCCCCAACAAGACCCACUGAAAACAAAUUCCCAACUAGACACAAGUAUCCAAAGAAACAAACUAUUGGAAAAUGAAGACACAGCGGGGGAAGCUCUUACUUUGGAUAUCAACAGGGAAACUAGAAGGUAUCACUGCUCAGGAAAAGAUCAGAUUGUUCCUUCUUUGAAUACAGAGUCUUCUAAUCCUGUGCUUAAGAAGUUAGAAAAGCUAAACACUGAGAAGGAAGAAAGGCAAAAACAGUUGCAGCAACAGAAUGAAAAAGAGAUGAUGGAACAGAUUCGCCAGCAAACAGAUAUUUUAGAGAAGGAGCGCAAAGCCUUCAAGACAAUUGAAAAGCCAAGAAUUGGAGAGUGUUUGGUGGCACCAUCUUCCUAUCAGUCAAAGCAAAGAGUAGAGAGGCCAUCCUCUCUCCUCAGCUUAAAUACCUCAAAUAAGGGAGAACUUAAUGUACUGGGGUCCCUAUCAUUAAAAGAUGCAGCUCUUGCCCAAAAAGACAGUUCCUCUGCUCACUUACCCCCAAAGGACCGACCUGUCACCGUGUUCUUUGAAAGAAAAGGAAGUCCAUGCCAAUCUAGUACUGUCAAGGAAUUAUCCAAGACAGACAGAAUGGGCACCCAGCUGAAUGUAGCCUGUAAACUCUCAAAUAAUCGCAUUUCAAAAAGAGAACACUUUAGGCCAACUCAGUCUUACAGCCACAAUUCUGAUGACCUUUCCAGAGAGGGAAAUGCUAGGCCCAUUUUCUUCACUCCAAAGGACAAUAUGAGUAUUCCCCUUGUCAGCAAAGAAGCCUUAAACAGUAAAAAUCCUCAACUCCAUAAAGAAGAUGAACCAGCAUGGAAACCUGUGAAGUUAGCUGGGCCAGGCCAAAGAGAGCAGGUUGCCAGACCGGCCCAUAAAAAGAAAGCUCGAAUGGCGCGGACGCGCUCCGAUUUCUUGACUAGAGGUACUUUUGCCGAUGGGGAGGGGGAUACAGAGGAAGAUGAUUACGAUGACAUUAUUGAGCCCCUUCUCUCCCUUGACCAAGCUUCUCACUGUGAGCUAGGGCCUGCACCCAGCCUGGGUCAGGCCUCUCACAGUGACUCCGAAAUGACAUCACAGCGAUUUUCGUCAGUUGAUGAACAAGCAAAACUUCAUAAGACUAUGUCUCAAGGAGAGAUUACCAAGUUGGCAGUGAGACAGAAGGCUUCAGAUUCAGAUAUAAGACCUCAGAGAGCUAAGAUGAGAUUCUGGGCCAAAGGGAAACAAGGGGAGAAGAAGACUACCAGAGUGAAACCUACUACCCAGUCAGAGGUUUCGCCACUCUUUGCAGGCACAGAUGUGAUUCCAGCUCAUCAGUUUCCAGAUGAAUUAGCUGCAUAUCACCCAACACCUCCUUUGAGCCCAGAACUGCCCGGCAGUUGCCGGAAGGAAUUCAAAGAGAACAAAGAACCUUCUCCAAAGGCUAAGCGCAAGCGAAGUGUGAAGAUUAGCAACGUGGCUUUGGAUUCUAUGCAUUGGCAAAAUGACUCUGUCCAGAUCAUAGCAAGUGUCAGUGAUUUAAAAAGCAUGGAUGAAUUUCUUCUGAAAAAGGUGAAUGACCUAGAUAAUGAAGACAGCAAGAAGGAUACACUAGUGGAUGUUGUAUUUAAAAAAGCCCUGAAGGAAUUUCGGCAGAAUAUCUUCAGCUUUUAUUCAUCUGCAUUGGCGAUGGAUGAUGGGAAAAGCAUACGGUAUAAAGACCUCUAUGCACUAUUUGAACAGAUUCUGGAAAAGACGAUGAGGCUUGAGCAGCGUGAUUCACUGGGUGAAUCUCCAGUGAGAGUUUGGGUCAACACUUUUAAAGUGUUUUUAGAUGAAUAUAUGAAUGAAUUCAAGACUUCAGAUUGCACAGCCACAAAGGUGCCAAAAACAGAAAGAAAGAAAAGAAGGAAAAAGGAAACUGAUUUGGUGGAAGAACACAAUGGUCACAUCUUUAAAGCCACCCAAUAUAGCAUCCCUACAUACUGUGAAUACUGUUCUUCUUUGAUAUGGAUAAUGGACCGAGCCUCUGUUUGCAAAUUAUGCAAGUAUGCUUGCCAUAAGAAGUGCUGUCUGAAAACCACAGCCAAGUGCUCUAAAAAGUAUGAUCCAGAGCUGUCAUCUCGACAAUUUGGGGUUGAACUGUCCCGUUUGACCAGUGAAGACCGAACUGUUCCUUUAGUAGUGGAAAAGCUCAUAAACUACAUUGAAAUGCAUGGACUGUAUACAGAAGGUAUUUAUCGAAAGUCUGGUUCGACUAAUAAAAUCAAGGAGCUUCGGCAGGGUCUAGAUACAGAUGCUGAGAGUGUAAAUCUAGAUGACUAUAACAUACACGUCAUUGCAAGUGUAUUCAAACAAUGGCUUCGAGAUUUGCCCAAUCCUCUCAUGACCUUUGAACUCUAUGAGGAAUUUCUUCGAGCUAUGGGCCUUCAGGAGAGGAAGGAGACAAUCCGUGGUGUAUACUCUGUGAUUGAUCAACUCUCCCGAACUCAUCUCAAUACACUGGAACGCCUCAUCUUUCAUCUAGUCAGGAUUGCUCUGCAGGAAGACACUAAUCGAAUGUCUGCUAAUGCUUUGGCCAUUGUGUUUGCGCCCUGCAUUCUCCGCUGCCCUGACACCACUGACCCACUACAAAGUGUACAGGACAUCAGUAAGACUACCACUUGUGUGGAACUGAUUGUUGUGGAACAAAUGAAUAAAUACAAGGCUCGUCUCAAAGAUAUCAGUAGCUUGGAAUUUGCUGAGAAUAAGGCAAAGACCAGGUUGUCACUGAUUCGUAGAUCAAUGAAACCUGUACUAAUUGCAGUUAGAUUCAUGAACAUUACCCGCAAUUCAGUCUCGGGAAAGGGGCGUAUUCGUCGAGGAAACUAUCCAGGUCCAUCGUCUCCUGUUGUAGUUCGGUUGCCUUCUGUGUCUGAUGUCUCAGAGGAGACCUUGACUAGUGAGGCAGCCAUGGAGACUGACAUCACAGAACAGCAGCAAGCAGCUAUGCAGCAGGAGGAGAGAGUACUGACUGAGCAGAUUGAGAACCUACAGAAGGAGAAGGAGGAGCUAACAUUUGAGAUGCUUGUACUGGAACCCCGUGCCUCUGAUGAUGAAACCCUUGAGUCUGAGGCCUCCAUUGGGACUGCUGAUAGCUCAGAGAAUUUGAAUAUGGAGUCUGAAUAUGCUAUCUCUGAGAAAUCAGAAAGAAGCUUAGCCCUUAGCUCCCUGAAGACAGCUGGCAAGUCUGAACCUUCCAGCAAGUUGCGAAAGCAACUUAAAAAGCAGCAAGACUCUUUAGAUGUCGUGGACUCUUCGGUCUCCUCUUUAUGUCUGUCUAACACGGCAUCAUCUCAUGGGACCAGAAAACUAUUUCAGAUUUAUUCCAAAUCUCCAUUCUACCGAGCUGCCUCAGGUAAUGAGGCCCUGGGAAUGGAAGGACCAUUGGGCCAGACCAAAUUCCUGGAAGACAAGCCUCAGUUCAUCAGCAGAGGAACCUUCAACCCGGAAAAGGGCAAACAAAAAUUAAAGAAUGUGAAAAACUCACCUCAGAAAACCAAAGAGACCCCAGAGGGGACAGUCAUGUCUGGCCGCAGAAAAACUGUGGACCCAGACUGCACCUCCAACCAACAGCUAGCACUCUUUGGAAAUAAUGAAUUUAUGGUCUGAACCGGCAGAUGUGUGUCCCUCCGUGGCUACAGAGUGGUAAACAAAUCUCACCUUUGGGGCUGCGUUUCAUCACCUCGUCCACAAUAGUCAAUCCUAAUUGUGGUCCUGCCUCUUUUCUAAGCAUAUGGCUAAGACUGUAUGUGCUGAAUUCCUGGGCCUCCUGCAGAAGCAGAAAGCCUGCUGGGGAUGGUGCCAGCUGUGCCUUGGCUGUUGUAUUUGAAUUGAGAUUUUUACUAUACAAAGCCACCUAGGGCCUGGGGAUUUGGGUCAGUUGUAGUUGCCUCUCCCCCACCCUCUUUUCCCUUCCCAAAGGUGGGUGUUGAACUAGGGGGGAUAUUGCUGUCCUGAGGGACCCUCUCAUUUCUGACAUUUGAAGAAAACGUAUAAAUCUUUCUUAACCGUGAAAGCAAAAGCCUUUGGGUUUAUUUUGGGAUAGUUAGGAGCUAGGGUAGAAUAUAAUUUUUUUCCAAAAACUUACUUACAAACAAAAAGCCUAAUCCCUCUAUUUUAAGAUUUCUGAAAAAACACUCCAUGUUAUAUUCUGGGGAAAGCAAAAACAAAAAAAAAAAACAAAAAAAAAAAAACAAAAAAAAACCGUGAUUGUUUCCAUUAAGCCAUCAGAGCGUGUCUCAGAUAUCUUGUUAUACAGUGAAGAAGAGAAUACCUAUUUUUUUUGAUGAUGUUUGAUGUCAUAGUAAUCAGUGCUGGUUUAACUCCUGUUUAGUUCCUGCCAAAUACAUUGCAUGGGCUGAAGUGUCAGUAGCCAUACUGUUCUCAUGUUUCUUGGUCCUAGGAUCAGAUUCUUCUACAUUAUUUUUUAGUUUCCCAGAGACAUGGUGAUCCCUAAACUUAUGAAGGUUUCAUCCUAAGCCAUUCAGGCUUUUCUCUUUGUAUAGAUUAAACCGAAAACCGCAUAUGAGCCUGUUCAUCUGCUGGUGGAUUCCCACCACAGACUCAGACUCAAACAAACAAACAAAUAAUGUGACCGUUUAGUUAGUUUCCAAAAACAUUCACAUACAAUAUUGCAUGAAUAAGUAAGUAAGUGUUACAGAAAGCUGCCAAAAAAUAAAAAGGUUUUUAAUAUGACCUAUCUAACUAACUAACUUUUAUCUUCCUUUUCUCAGACUAUCAGUAUUAAAUAGAUGGAAAAAAAUCAAGGACUACUUGAAGCUAUUUUUGUUAAUAUUCUGGUUACUGAAGUUUAUUGUAAAUAUGUAUGUAUAGUAGGCAUAUUUCUUUUUAACCUUGUGCUUCCCUCCUUCCCAUGGAAUUUCUUCCCACAGAUGAGGGGCCACUGGACAGGGGGAUGAGAGCCAUUCGUCCCUGGGUUGAGGGAAUUAGUAAGACAUCAUUUUCACCACUGGGUGGUCUUCAUACACAUGAGUUAUAAUAGCAUUUUAAGUAUCUUAGCAUUUGUGGGAUUAGAAAUCUGUUUUUGCUAUUUAUAAUAUAUAAAAAAUGAAACAUGAUAGCCUUUCUUGAGAUAAGUAUGUGAAAUGUUUAUUUUUAAAGUUACUAAAUGCAUCUUGUCUUGCUACUACAUGCACUGCUCUGAAAAAGAGCCUUUACCAUCUAUAACCUGUAUUUUGGGUAUUCUUCCUUUUCAUACUUCUUUGAAGUUGUGGAAAUAUUAAGUCUUUUGUUAAGGCAGAGUCUCUCUCUCCUGUUACACAACACUGAACCUCACGCCACUGCCUCAGUGGUUAUUGGCCAGCCCCAGAGGUUAGACUUGGAGCAUAAUUCUGAGUGGCAGCUAAAGGUAGCAGGAGUCUUACCUCUCCCUACUUUGGGUUCAGAAUUGAGCCAGAGAAAGGAAGCCAUUAAAAUCUCCAGAAUAAUGAUAGUUAAUGAGCAAAUGUUAUGCUUUAUAUCCCACAGACAUCUGCCACCUUGUUCAUCUUGUCCUGAGGAGUAAUAAAUAAUGUUAAGCUUUUAAAAAUCUGAAUUUCAGAGAAUCUCCUAGAGGAUAGAGGAAAACCCCUCAGCAUGGUGUGUUAGAGUGGGAUUGCUGGUUCCUCAGCCCCGUGCCAGGUUGCACAGUCUGUGUUUCAGUGUUCUUGGGAGAGUAGUGUACUGCUGGGCAUUAAUUGUUACUCUGCACUUGCUCCAGAAUGUUGGUUAAAUCCUGUAUGAAAAAAAGAGAUUGCCCUUAUGGAAUAAUUUCCUGUGGCCCAGAGGAAUGGCCAGAAGAACAUAUGUUGGCACAUGUUCUUCCUUCUAAAUCUUUGUGGGGCUUUUUUGGCAAAAUAAGUUUUUUGGCAGUUAAAAAACGACUGAUGUAGGUCACUUUAAAGGAACUAGGUGAUGGAUGUUAAGAGACUUUAUAAUUUUUCUCAGGGACCUGAAACUCCAGUUUGGAUAAAAUUCAAUUAAAAAAACUUGUUUUUUCAGUUGCUAGAUUUGUGGAUUUCUAGUAAUUUAAUCUGCCAGGAUUGGGGUGGGUGGGUGAGGAGGAGAGAGCCACAAAAUGAUAAGAGUGGAGAGCAGUGUGGGGCCCUCCCUUUGAGGGAAAGCCGUUGUUUACAUAGGGUAGUAGGCCUUGUUGGCCUGAUCAAGAGAUGAAGCCAUAACUCUUAAAAACCUUCAGAACCAAACGCUGUGUCUGCAUCCAUCUGUUCUCACUGGCCCUCUGCAUGGUAAAGUUAUGUCACCACAAAGUGAUGCCGCAUUACAAUCACUUAUGAAACUGUUAGCCCUUAAUAUGCAUCACAUUUGUGGUUCCAUAGUGCUUCUCCUUUGCUUGUUUGAUCUCUGCAUGGCAGCAGUGGGGCAGCUCCACAUUUGGAGCCCAUACUCCAAAAUGCAGAGCACUCUUCUCACAGCACACAUUCCCAGCCCCAAACAAAACCUGAAUUUUCAACUCUGCCCAUUAAAGUGAAUGUAUCCCUGUAAUUUAGUAUGUACUUAUUAUGGAAAAUGUAACAAAAGCAGAGAAGUGUGAUUUCAUUCUGUAUCACAAAUUGAAGCAAAUCAACAGCAAAUACAGCAGGAUUCAGGGAGGCUUAGUUUACAACGUACUUUGUACCUCCUGCCAUUUAAAUUAUUUUGCCACUCUGGGCUUCUGAAAACACAAAGGGAGAUACAGCCCUCCAACUAUGAGCCUUGCAGAGAGAGACAAAAGGGCCAGAGGUCCUGGGAUGGAAUACUAGAGCCCCCACCUUCUCAUGCUUUGGAAACCUGCCAGAGCACUUACCCUGCUGGAAGAUUAAUGAAGACUCCAUUCUGUGUUUCAUAACAGUAGCGUUGUUUUCUCCAUCAAAAACAGAGGGUCACAGAAAUGUGCUGAAAAGAUGUGGUCCAGCAAGGUUCUGUAGUCCCACCUCAGUGCCUGUGGGCUGUGUUUUUCACUGUAACAAGCACUUUGGUAAACUAGAAAGAAGAAAGGAUUCUCAGGAUGUGUUCAAAGCUAAGAGAGUUUUCAUUUUAAAAAGAAACAUACAUACUCACUCCAUGGCUUUCCUCAUCCUCCUCUCUUUUUUCUUCUUGGUGGGAAGCUGGAUGCGGGGCAUGCAUCAUUCUGUAUGGACAAAUGUGUUAUGUCCACCCAUACUCUUGUGACAACUCCCCAGCACUGUCCUGCAAUACCAUGCUGGCCUUGGUAGUAAAACUCCUUGGUAUCUGUGAGAGUCCUCUUUUUCUAUGCCCUAGACUACUUUUAACCACUUUUCUCUGGAAUGACUCCCACAUUUGAUUGGGUAUUGAAAGGGUAACAGCAAAAUGAUGAUUGUGGAGAUGGAUCUAUUAGGUCUCAUGUUGGUCCCCUGGUUGAAACUAUUUUCAAAAAAGCCCCAACAAUGGGCCUGUCACCUUGCUAGUCAUCCAUUCUUAAUGCCUAUUUAUCAGCCCUCUGAGGUCAUAUAAAAGUUGCACCUUUUGAACCAAGUAUUUGUAUUUACUAUGGGAAAGGUGUGGACUACAGAUUCGUAUUAUAUUAUUUUAAUGGAUUUUAAGUAAUUUAUAAGUAUGCUGAGUGUAAAUUUUUUUUAAAAACUGUAUUAUAAAAGGACAUAUCCUGUGAAAUAUAACAUUUUACUGUUUAAUAGAAUAAUUCUAUAAGAAGAAUGAUUUAUCUCACCCACGGAACUGAUUACAUUCCGGAUGCAAUCAAUAGGCACUUUGUAAUUUCCUUUUUGUUUUUUUUUCUUUGCUGGGGGGUUGAGGGGUAACAAGAUACCAUCUGUAUAAAGUGCAGUUUGUGUCACUCAAAAUAUGCACUGUAUGGCUACACAAAAGCAGCUUGAUGAACAAAUCACCCCAUGGCUCAUUAAAGAACAAAGCUUCCAGAAGCA
This is a messenger RNA of Homo sapiens (human), 12793 nucleotides long. RefSeq names its product myosin IXA (gene MYO9A). Gene Ontology annotation, molecular function: cytoskeletal motor activity; microfilament motor activity; ATP binding. The record is from RefSeq and is a predicted model, not a curated record. NCBI's taxonomy places the organism in Eukaryota, Metazoa, Chordata, Mammalia, Primates, Hominidae. Gene Ontology annotation, cellular component: growth cone; cytoplasm; membrane. Gene Ontology annotation, biological process: cell junction organization; postsynaptic specialization organization; regulation of neuron projection arborization. The coding region runs from base 588 to 8504 and encodes 2638 amino acids. The transcript is spliced from 45 exons.